Aegilops tauschii subsp. strangulata is the source of this 993-nucleotide messenger RNA. NCBI's taxonomy places the organism in Eukaryota, Viridiplantae, Streptophyta, Magnoliopsida, Poales, Poaceae. The record is from RefSeq and is a predicted model, not a curated record.
AUGCCGUGCGCCGCUGCCUCCGCCCUCCGUCGCGGGUCGCCGGACCCCUCCGCCGGAGCCUCGCCGGGCACGCAUCCGUCGCCGCCGACCGCGCCCCUCCAGAUCCCGCGCCACCCGCGCUCGUCCUCUGCGCCGCCCGAGCCCCGUCCGCCUGCCGCCGCCGGCAUGCUCCAGCCCCGCCGCCGUCUGCCGGGAGUUCGCCAUCGUCCGCCGCCGUCUUGCCGCGCCGGAGCGCCGCACCUCUCCCUCCGCGUCCCCGCUGCCUUCGCCUCCUCCGCCGACGGUCGCCGUCACCUCGGCUUCCGCGCCGCUGCACCGGAACAGCGCCGGCCCGCGCCUCUGCCGCCGUCCUCCGGCGAGCUGACGCCUGCCUCGUUCUCCAUGCCAGAUCCAGAUCCGCAGUUCCCUCCCCUUCCUCCUCACGCCACCGGACAGAUCCCCUUCGUGGCCGGACAUGUCCCGCCGCUGCCCUGGCCAACCAUAGCGCACCACGUCACCCCGCCGCCGUCUUCCACCGCGCGCCGCCGCAAGGGCCCGCCAAGCCCAUCGCCAGCCCGCCCGAGCCCAUCAGGGCCCGGACGAGCCCGCGCGCCGCCGCCCUUCGCCGUACUCCGCCACCGCUCGCCCGAUGUGCCCGCCGCCGUGCCGUGCGCCGCCGCCUCCGCCCUCCGUCGCCGGUCAUCAGACCCCGCCGCCGGAGCCUCCCCGGGCACGCAUCCGUCGCCGCCGACCGCGCCCCUCCAGAUCCCGCGCCGCCCGAGCCCCGUCCGCCCGCCGCCGCCGGCGUGCUCCAGCCCCGCCACCGUCUGCCGGGAGUUUGCCGCCCUCCACCGCCGUCUUGCCGCGCCGGAGCGCCGCACCUCUCCCUCCGCGUCCCCGCCGCCUUCGCCUCCUCCGCCGACGAUCGCCGUCACCUCGGCUUCCGCGCCGCCGCGCCGGAACCGCGCUGGCCCGCGCCUCUGCCACUGUCCUCCGAGAAGGGAAGAAAGAUGA